Molecule: messenger RNA, 1589 nt
Organism: Neopelma chrysocephalum (saffron-crested tyrant-manakin)
Lineage: Eukaryota; Metazoa; Chordata; Aves; Passeriformes; Pipridae
Product: serine/threonine-protein kinase PAK 3-like
Exons: 11
Biological process (GO): intracellular signal transduction; protein phosphorylation; regulation of axonogenesis
Cellular component (GO): cytoplasm
Molecular function (GO): ATP binding; protein serine/threonine kinase activity
Source: RefSeq, a predicted model, not a curated record
UCCAGCAUUUUUUGGCAUUAGCUGUAGAGAACAUUCAGGGGCUCUGCAUACAUCUGCAAGCAAAGCUAGAGCAGCUGCUGUUGUGAUGUCACUGCAACCGUUGUCCUGGUGCACGGACCGUUGUCCUGGUGCAUGGAAUGUUGUCCUGGUGCACGGACCGUUGUCCUCAUGCAUGGAGUGUUGAGCUGGUGCACGGACCAUUGUCCUCGUGCACGGGAGCCUUCGUGUGCACAGCUUGUUUGGCGUGCUCGUUGCAGGAGGGUGCUCUUCAUCGAGGCACUCACCUCCAGCAGGCUGCACUUGGACACCAGGGGUGUCCUUUUCUCCCUCGGCGUGCACAGGCUGCGGAAUUCUUGCCCAGCAUGGCUAAAGUGUUCCGGCGAGUCUGUGCCGCCUUUUGCCGGGUUUUUCCUAUGGCCUGUGCUUUUGGUUCCCGCCCAGACAAACCCGGGCUGCUGACCCAUCUAGCAAGUAAAUAUGUGUUUAGAAACAGAAGAGGCCGUCCUUCGAGGAAACUACCUGGAGAUGACCCUCCUCAGGCUCCUUCUCUUCCUUCGCUUUAUGAGGAUCCAGAGGAGGAAGACAACAACGAAGCUCCACCUGUUGUUGGACCAGAGCCUGAACAUCCAAAAUCUACCAAUACAUGCUCUGGAACAAAAUCUUCCACUGCCCUGGAAGCCGCUGCACUGGAAGCCGCUGACAAAGACAACACUCCCACACCUGAGAUCUCCUACAAGAGCACUUCCAGCAGUUCCUCCAGCAGCACCAACUGGCAGCAAAAGAGGCCAGAGGAGGAUGGCCUGGAGAAACUGAGGAGCAUUGUGAGUGUGGGAGAUCCUAUGAAGAACUACACUGAAUGGGAAAAAAUUGCCAGUGGGGCUUUCGGAACGGUCUAUGCAGCGACCGAUGCUGCCACAGGAGGAGAGGUGGCCAUAAAGCAAGUGUAUCUCCAAAAACAGCUCAAAAAGGAACAAAUUGUCGAUGAGCUCAUUGUCAUGAGGGACAAUAAGCAUCCAAAUAUUGUUAACUAUUUAGACAGCUACCUGGUUGGAGAUAAACUGAUGAUAGUGAUGGAAUACCUAGACGGAGGCUCCUUAAGAUCUGUGGUUAAGGAAAUAAGCAUGAGUGAAGGACUGAUGGCAGCUGUCUCCCGGGAGUGCCUGCAAGCACUGACAUUCCUCCAUUGCCGUCAAGUGAUCCACAGGGAUCUCAAAGGCGAUAACGUUCUUCUUGGAAUGGAUGGAUCCGUCAAGUUGGCUGAUUUUGGUCUCGCUGCUCGCAUCACACCUGAGCAGAGCAAACGAAGCUCACUCGUUGGAACAGCACAUUGGAUGGCGUCCGAAUAUCUAAGUAAAGACGAAUAUGGAGCCAAAGUGGAUAUUUGGGCACUGGGCAUCACGGUGAUAGAAAUGCUGGAAGGAGAACCUCCUUAUUUUUGGGAGCCUCCUCACAGGGCCAUGCAGUUCAUCUUUUUGGAUGGGAUACCGGAGCUGCAAAACCACGAGAAACUGUCCCCUGCACUGCAGGACUUUCUGAGCCACUGCCUGCAGGCAGACGAGGACAGUCGAUGGUCUGCUGAGGAACUCCUG